Clunio marinus is the source of this 252-nucleotide messenger RNA. The record is from the annotation of a GenBank genome assembly. Lineage: Eukaryota; Metazoa; Arthropoda; Insecta; Diptera; Chironomidae.
AUGAAAACUUUCUUAGAUCAAACAUGUUGCUUUUAUCAUGUUCAAUCAUCUUUCACCAUGGCAUUUUUUGCAAUGGGAAUGGCGAGUGGCAACUGGCAAUAUUUGAUUUGCCAUGCACUUGAUGGUAGGAUUGAUGAUCAACAUGUUGGACUUGUGAAUUUCAUUCUAAUGAUGACAGCUUCAUUAUCACAUUUCUGGAGAUUAAUUAAUGAAGAAGAAGAAUUUGAUUAUCGCGUGUUAUCAUUUAAGUAG